Messenger RNA from Perca fluviatilis (European perch), 669 nucleotides. Its product is annotated as neuropeptide B-like. The transcript is spliced from 2 exons. Gene Ontology annotation, molecular function: G protein-coupled receptor binding. NCBI's taxonomy places the organism in Eukaryota, Metazoa, Chordata, Actinopteri, Perciformes, Percidae. The record is from RefSeq and is a predicted model, not a curated record. Gene Ontology annotation, biological process: feeding behavior; G protein-coupled receptor signaling pathway. Bases 90 to 476 code for a protein of 128 amino acids.
GGGUCCCAAUAAAGACUGAAGUAGUGAGCGGCGACAACGGGAACCACCAGUCAGUCAGAGGCGCGCAGGACCAAACUUCAGUGCUCGACAUGGAGAUGCCCGCUAAACUCGUGUUCCCCGUCGUGGUGAUCUCCGUGCUGGUGGCUUGCAGUCCGACGGAGGCUUGGUACAAGCAGGUGGCCGGCCCAAGCUACUACUCUGUGGGCAGGGCGUCCGGCUUGCUGUCCGGUAACCGGAGGUCACCGUACGUCAGGAGAGCCGAGCCGGACCCGUCAGACAGCGAAGAGCUGGCGACCAACAGCGCGUCUCCUGAAUUCCCUCCGCGCAAUUUCAUCCUGAAGACGAUGGCUGUUUGCAUCAAAGACAUUACACCAAACCUGCAGAGCUGUGAACUCUUCCAGGAAAUCAAAGGUUCAUUUAAGUGCCAAGCAGACGUCUUCCUCACUCUGGACUCUGCAGACUGUGCAGAAGACUGAGCAGUGAAGCAGACAGCUGGGCUGGAUGAUGGGGGAUAAAAAAAACUACAUCCCUAACUUUAACACCAAAUGUUGCACUAGAUGCAAGAUAUGCUACUUUUCAUUUAUCACUUCACCUGUUUAUUCAUUGAUUUUGUGAUGAACCAAUUUUAAAAACUAAAGCUGUAAAAGUAGUGUGCUAAAUGUACAUACA